AUGGGAAUAGCUAGUAAGGUUGGGGAUUAUGCUUUCAAGGCGUUCACGGCAACUCUCGGCGUCGCCACCAUUUACCUCACCGCCACUUUCUCCGCUAACGUUUACAAAGGCCUUGCUUGGCAUAACGCUCAAUCCAAGCUUGCUAAGGAAGAUGUUGACGAGUAG
Molecule: messenger RNA, 165 nt
Organism: Lathyrus sativus (Indian pea)
Lineage: Eukaryota; Viridiplantae; Streptophyta; Magnoliopsida; Fabales; Fabaceae
Source: the annotation of a GenBank genome assembly